AUGACAUCGGCUGAGCUAGAGGUUUUGGAGUAUUUGAAUGGACACAAGGAUGAAGUGAAGGGGUUGAAGAUUGUGCGAGUGUCUGGAAGAGAGAUUCUGUAUUCCUCUUCCAAGGACAAGAAAGUUUUUAGCUGGGACCUGCAUAGCAAGAUUGAAUCUGAGUUUGGCAAGAUAUUGAAGCUGUAUGAAGGAGGGCAUUCCAAAAGGAUCAAUGGGCUUGAUGUAUCGAAAGAUGGAAGGAUGAUGGUGACUGUUGGGUCUGAUGGAAUAGGAAGGAUCUGGGACACGGAGGUUAAGAAGUCAAAGCGGCUUGAAGGGCAUACCAGGGAUGUACUGUGUGUAAGCAUUAACAGUAACGAUACAAAGAUAGUUAGCGGGUCUGUGGACAGGACUAUGAAUCUUUAUAACACAAGGGGAGAGCUUAUUGCAAAGAUGGGGAAAGAUACAGAGAAGAUGCACCGAGGAUGGAUCAAUUGUGUUGCAUUCCAUCCCAUUGAGGAGAAUGUUCUUGCAAGUGGGUCCACAGAUGGUACAGUGAAAAUAUGGGACCUUGAUUCUCAAGAGCACAUGCAGACAUACCUGGGAGGGGUCUAUGUUGAUUAUGAGAGGGCAAAGGAGAAGAAGGUGUUACCUGUUGAUUAUGAUGAAUCAAAGAGUGUCACUGCAAUGGCCUUUUCGAAGGAUGGGUCCAUCCUGACAUAUGGGGAGAAGAGCGGGAAAGUGUAUCUUGUGAAUCUCGACACUAAAGAGUGUAUUCAGAGCCUUGAUGCAAUUACUCCAGUCAGAUCCAUUGCUGUUGGCGAGGCCGAGCCUGUGAUUGCUCUAGGGACUGAUGAUUCCGUAAUCAUCUGGGAAACUAUCAACUCAAGGGUUAUUGCGAGCCACAACCUUAAGGAGAUUGGAAAUGGAGUACGAUGCCUGUCCCUAGCGUUUUCUGGAAAUGCUCUUUAUUGCGGGCUAUCUACUGGAUCCAUUAUUCUACUGGAGCUUAGAAAAUCGGAUUAA
Molecule: messenger RNA, 1005 nt
Organism: Encephalitozoon romaleae SJ-2008
Lineage: Eukaryota; Fungi; Microsporidia; Unikaryonidae
Product: WD40 domain-containing putative guanine nucleotide binding protein
Exons: 1
Coding region: 1-1005 (334 amino acids)
Molecular function (GO): protein binding
Source: RefSeq, a predicted model, not a curated record